CUGGUUCGCUCUGUUCCAGUAAUCCCAGCCCAGUCUGGAUUCAGUGGGAAUGGUGUAACUACCAAGCACGAGCACAGGAUAUUAAAGAAACUGGAUUAGUGUAUACAUUACCGAAACGGCAGUGAUAAGGACUUCUUGCUACACCAGAGGCCACCCUCUGUCUAACUCUCAGCUCUCAGGAUGUCCAGUAUGGUGUUGCUGUAGCGGAGAGGACAGCCACCUUAAAAUCUGCAGACAGGGACUCGGCCAGUUAAUCAUCAUGCCUCGAUCAAGGCCUAACUGUAGCUCAAUCUGGCUCCUCUGUCUUCUUCUGGGCCUCUUGGCUAUGCACACUCAUGCCAACGCUGAACUUACUGUACCCCAGCAGGUGAGCCUGUCAUCCGACAUGUCUGCACAGCAACUAUCCAUAUCCUGGCUGGGAGGAACAGCGGCAACCUUUGACCUCAUGAUUCUAAGAACUGAACUCAAUGAAACUGUUUUCUAUGAGACUGUGUCUGUGCCGGUGAAUCCGAUGAACGGUCGCCACCAGUGGAACUGGACCUCAGUGGAACCUCUGGAAUGUACCUCGCUGUCAGUCCAAAUCCGCUCAAGAAAUGGACAGAUGACAAGUGAAUGGAGCAACACUCAGAUACUUCAAGGAAGCGAUCUCCCCAGCAAUGAGAAAUUCCAGAUGUACCCCCAGGACAGAGUUAUACCUGUUGGGGCCAACACCACAUUCUGUUGCAUUGUGGAAGAGGGGAAGUUAUUUGGCACAAUGCUCACUGGCAACAUGCGAAUCGUGAACAUGACACGACUGAGUAGGCGGAGCUACGCCACAACAUUGGUUAAUCAACGACCAUCCGGCCGUACAGGAUCCAACAUCCUUUGUUUUGACAACCUGAAGACAAAACUAACUGGAGCAGUGGUGUUUGUUGGAUAUCCACCACUGCCGACUGAUUUUGUGUGCGAGACUCGUGACUUAACAUCAGCUGUUUGCCAGUGGAAUGAAGGACGAGACACACACUUGUAUGGCAGACGAGGAACGUUCUACUCUGUGAACAAGAGUCCGGAACAGAAGCACAGAGGGUAUACUGUGAACCGGUGGGAGGGUAACUGGACACUAGUGGCAGUGAAUCCUCUUGGCCAGUACAGCCUCACUGACUCCGCUGAGCUCAGUCACAGAGUGCAUCCAGUAGCACCAACUAACCUGUUCGUACCUGUCAGUGCCUGGAAUGCCACUGUGCUGUGGCAGUGGGAGUACAACAGCUAUUCCUCACUGGCUCUUGUCUGCCAGGUAGAGCUUAACUCCCAUGGAUACAAAACAACGCGUACCUUCUCUGGUGUGGGUCUGCGGUCAGUGGUUCUGACGGACUUGUAUCCUGAUGAGGAUUACAUUGUUCAAGUCCGCUGUGUUGCCCAGAAGAAUUUCUGGAAAUGGGGAGACUGGAGUGCACCACUUUCCUUUAAAACCAAAACUACUGUUCCGGACACUCCUGAUGUGUGGGUUUGGAUGAACAGAGACAACACUGGGCAGGUCGUUUGGAAGCCACUGACUCGACGACAGAGCCACGGACAGCUCACGGGUUAUGAAGUUACUUUCUGGAGCCCUGAAGAAAAUCACACAGAAAUCUUUUCAUCAGAUACUUUUGCCGCUCCCUUUAACAUCACACAGAUCACUGCCUUCUGCGGUAACAAGAUUACAGCAACUGUCAUUGCAAAGAACAAUGAUGGUGUGUCUGAACCUGCGGGUGUUCUUAUACCCCUGCAUUUGACAGAUGAGGAGUCGCUUGCUGUGUCCACGGCGGUUUAUUCAGACAAAGGUUUCCCUUUGUAUUGGUCAAGCAUUGCCAAUGCGACCUGUGGUUAUAUGGUGGAAUGGUAUGAAGCCUCCUGCAAGCGGGACUGUCCUGUUGAGUGGAUCAAGGUGGCUGCUGGAAACACUAAUGUCUCCCUGGAGUCAGCCAACUUCCAGCCGGGUGUGAGGUACAACUUUUCCCUGUACAGAUGCUCCUCAGAGCCCCCAGAGUUGCUGCAGCGCUGGCAAGGAUACAUGCAGGAGCUGGUCCCCUCCAGUCCUGUCUCUCUGUCAGCUCAUCAGCAGGACUCUGAUAUUCUGCUCACCUGGGGAGAGAUCCCACUGGUCAACAGAAGAGGCUUCAUCUUGGGCUAUAAUAUUUAUGUCAGUAACGGCCCCCAGCUCACACUUCUAGCCAAUCUUUCAGGGGUAGGAACCAGGAGCUACACAGUAAAAGGUCUCUCAGAGGGCUCGUAUAAAUUCAUUGUCAAGGCCUACACAGCAGCAGGAGAGGGCACAGGCGCCCCUGCCUCCCUGAGCCUGGAUCUGUAUGCAGACUGGCUGAUACUGGAAAUCUUGGCGUCCCUAGGUUUCACAGCCUUAUUCCUGGUCAUUGUCACCUUCAUUUGCUACAAGAAAAGAAAAUGGGUGAAAAAGGCAUUCUAUCCAGACAUACCUGAGCCCAAGCUGGCUGGUAAUUGGUCCAGGUCACAGGGGCCAUUGGAUGUGAAGCCAUCUCCCCACAGUAUGGUCCAUAUCGUAGAAAAGCCUGAGUGGGAUUCUAGUAAAGAAAUGCUUGUUGUCAUUCCUGAAGAAGAUGAGGAUGAUGAGGAGCAGAGGAUAGGAGACGAGCCAGUUGACACAGAUGAGCCAACAUCAUUACGCUACUACAACCAGGUGGUAGAUGAGCGGCCCAUUAGACCGCGUUUCCCAGACUCCUCUGCUUCUUCCGCAUCUUCUUUGGAUUCAGCACGCACCGAUGUGACAUACACAGGGAUUCAGACCUCGGGGUCUUCUUUGGUCUGGCCAAUGGAUCCUCAGUGCUCCUCUGAGGUUCUCCGACCCCAGGCUGAUCUGUCCUUCAGCUGUGGAAAUGGAGGUGGAGGUUACAGGCCCCAGAUGCAACCUCAAACCCAAAGUUUAGACAUGGGCCUGGCUUCACCCGAGUCUCUAGAGCCCCAGGCUGCCAGUGCUGGGGGCUAUAAACCCCAGAGCUCCUGGCAUUUUGACUCCCCCGUGGAGGCCGGGGAAAACAGCGGCUUGGCACCCUCCCUUGGAUCCCCCACCUCUAUUGCUUCCACUCAGUUCCUCCUCCCUGAUGGAGAGGAAAACGCGGAGGAGAAACGACAACUGUCCUCAUCGGCAGCAACCUGGUUCACCAACCUGCUGUCAUCUACCAAGCCGUGAUAUCAUCUCUCUCACACUACUAGCAGCCAGGCCAGGGGGUGCUAAACUAAAGCUUAGAGAUUCAUUACUGUUACCAGUGUCGUGCAUCAAACAGACCUUGCUCGUACGGUUUAGGUAAAUAUCCCCUCUGAUGUAGCACUACAUCCUGACAGUUGCACUUUGACAGCAGGAUAAUUAUGCUAUUUCAUGUCAAAGUUGAUUUACACUUUCACACAAAUAUGAAAAAAAUAUCAAAGUCUGUAUAUUUAUAUGUCAAAACGUUUCCAUCCUGACAACAAGAUUUCUUCAUUUCUUGAUAUCUGCCACCUUAACUGCGCCCCCUUGGCAACCUGGUGGCUGUUGCAUUCCCUCACUGCCUUUUCUGUGACUCCCUUCAAUGGGCAUUUAGCAAUGGCAUAUCCUGUGUUUCAACUGAGUAUAUCAAGUUUUUAGCUUGCAUUUCAAAUGUCUUUAUUUUUUUGUGAUGUGUGAACUUUACUACACUACAGAAGAAAGCAGAAACCAAGGUUUCGUUCCAAAUGUCUGCACAUUAAAAAUAAUGGACAUUUUUAGAAGACCACUACAAAAGAACAGUUUCAACAGAAGAAAGCUACGUAGAGAGAAAACCUCCCUGUCAUUAGUAUCCAUGUCUUCUGCUGAUGAGCUACUGAAUGGGAAUGGAAGAAUGACUGUAAAUCAAUAACAAGGUAGCUCCCAUUCUUGCAAAUGUAAUCUCCUUUUCACAUUUAGUGUCUGAACAGUGAGAUGUUGCAGAUGCACGGUCAUAUUUUUUUUCAGUUACAGGAGUGGUGCUUUCUAUUAUGGUCUGGAAUUGUGUGGGUGAAGAGCCCAAUUGAUAUACACUGAUAUAAGCUAAAAUAUAAACACAAACUGAUGUAAUUAAUGAACAGACACACUAUUGUGUUACUUUUGAUUGUUUUCAUUGUUGUUUUGUCUGCAUUUUUUUCUUGUUAUGAAACACAUUUCACAGUUAGGCCAGUGUAAUGUGAAAGUAAUGUGUUAAGCUUCAUGCUCAACUGGAUGAUUGGUAUUGAGCAAAUUAUGAUAAUUACCUUAGAUGGGUAAAUACACAGUCAAUUGCCUGCUUUCAGUGAUAUAACAUUUCACAUACUGUUUUGUUCCUAAAUGUAAAACGAAAAGGAAUAUCUUACAGUAAUUCAGUUGAACUGAUCAUAAAUGUGUUGGACUUACAAAUUUUACUAACACUGAGCAUAAUGUCCCAAAAAUGUCAAUUUUAAUCAGUUUUAGUACAUGCAGACAUUUUUACAUUUUGGGGACAUAAUUUAGGCAGUAUUGCAGCCAGCCCUUAGUAUAUUUGUGUGGUUGUGAAGAAUUAUUUUUCUUUUGUUGCUUUAUCUUCAAGCCAAGAGAGAUUGCCGAUAAUGCAUUUGAUGUUGACAUGCUGUGCUUGGAAGCUUGUUUAUUUUUAGGGAGCUCUAAUGUCAAGAAAGUACCUUUUUUUUAAAAAAAAAAAACAAAAAACGACUACUAUCUUUUCAUUUCAAAUGUUUCCUGAGGCCUCCUUGUAAAUGUUAUGGUUUGAAAAGGAGACCAAACGGAAAGCAUGAAUAUGGAAAUUAUAAAAAAUUUCCAGAAAUGCUAUUAUGUAGCUUUUGUUUACAACAAUGUGAGGAAAUUACCUUUGGCAUCCCCAUAAUGGUGUCAAACACAGGACACUAACAGCCCACGUACAGUCCGCAGACUACAUUUGCUCCUCUCUAUUGUGUACAGAGUGGGCGCACCGUUGGUUAGGCUUCCCAAAAGCAUCAUUAUGCAAACGUUGUUCAGGAUGUUUAUUUUAUUGUAUACAGUAAGGCCUUGGCUUGCCCAUGAGGCAGUUUGUGGUCUAUUGUUUCUCAGUGCCUCCAGCCAACAAGCUUUAAGUAAAACUACUGUGACAUGAAUGAUGAUUUAGAUGAACUUAUAACGAUGGCUUCACUGAUGAACGGAUAACAGGCAGGCAGUCCUCUUUGACUACUACUAAUGUAUCCCUUCUUUCUCUUUGUCUUGUAACACUGAUCUGAAUUUCAACUUGAUUAGCAGGAGAAAAAAAAAUGUUUAAAGAAUAUAUCAAAAGCCGCAGUUUGGACCGGUCGAAUAGAGUAAUGGGUGAACCGGGCAGUUGCAUUUUUUUUAACCAGUGAUAACUUCAAGGCAGUGAUUAGAUGUGGAUAUAGUUUUGAGUAUUUAAACAUGGCUGCAGAUUGUUUUCCUUUGAAGCCUGCUUCCUCAAGCAAGCAGGGCUUUGGAGACUAACCUAUGAACGCUAUGUGUUACAUGCUUUUAUGUUGAUUUGGAUCAACAAAAUGGCACCCUUUUUUAAAAUUUUUCCUUGAAAUCUUUGUUUUGUUUUGUUUUUUUACAACCAACUGUACAUAAUUAAAAUGUUUUAAUUAUUUUUCCCCUUACAAUACAUGUUGUUUUACAUUGGAAAUAAUAUAAACUAUACUAUAAAAGGCAGAUGUUGACUAACCAGCUUUCUUGGGGGGAAAAAAGGCAUAUGUUUGUGUUGAUGGCACCAUAUCUAGAGUUCUGUGAAAUGUUGAGGCAUCACACUGUAUAUUUGUUGUGUGCUUAAACACAAUGGAAUCAUUUUUAAAUAUGUAUGAAAAAUCCUGUAAACUGAAUAAGAAUUUGUUAUCCUGUCUCGAUAGUUCAGCCUGCUUUGCAUUCCUGUGUUAUUACAGCAUUGUCACUUUGCCAGACAUCAUAAGCAUAUGGUUGGAGUACUCACUAUGCAGACUUAUACAUGGCAACUGCUGACAUGCAAUUUUACAUUUAAGGCCUUACUUUUGACCCUGUCCAUCAAUGUUUUUAAUUCUAAAUUUGCUCUUUAGAGCAUUAAGAUUUUGUGGUUUAUACAGCAAGUGUACGUUGCUGUAUAAAGUAUUUUUACAAAUACUAAAUGUAAAAAUACAGAUACACGUCAUCAUCUCUAGCCCUGCAUGCUGUAUAAAUUAUCACUACAGAAAAAGUGGCUUGUAAAUCCCUAAAACUCCAUGUUUACGUUACCCUAUGGCUUUAAAACACUAACACUGACAAAUGUUGUGCAUGGCAACUCUACUGAUGUAUUGUGCACCUGCAGAGAGGCUUUCAUUUCUGAAAAUGCGUUACGUUUCAUGAAUCUUUUGCAGAAUAUUUUACUAUUGAUUGAAUGAAGAGAGAUAGUGAAGUACUUAAGAGCGAAGAAAAUAAAUGUUAACACUAAUAACACAAACUGAAAUGCUACUUGUUUAAAGGCAAUAAAGUUAAUUGUCGAGUCACUUG
Acanthopagrus latus (yellowfin seabream) is the source of this 6448-nucleotide messenger RNA. RefSeq names its product LIF receptor subunit alpha a (gene lifra). The record is from RefSeq and is a predicted model, not a curated record. Gene Ontology annotation, biological process: cytokine-mediated signaling pathway. Gene Ontology annotation, molecular function: cytokine binding; cytokine receptor activity. The coding region runs from base 260 to 3181 and encodes 973 amino acids. NCBI's taxonomy places the organism in Eukaryota, Metazoa, Chordata, Actinopteri, Spariformes, Sparidae. Gene Ontology annotation, cellular component: external side of plasma membrane; signaling receptor complex. The transcript is spliced from 18 exons.